GUUUUUUUAGUUUAUCAAUCCAGCAGAAAUUUUGAUAUUUAUAUAAAUUAUUAUACUUUAAAUAAGAUUACUAUUAAAAACUACAAUUUAAUCCUACUAAUUAAUAAAAUAUUUAAUUGGUUUUUGAAGGCUGUAGUAUUUACUAAGCUUAAUAUAAUUUAUAUAUUUAAUAGCUUUAUAUUAAAAAGGGCUAAAAGUAGUUUACUAUAUUUAUUAUAUAUUAUAGAUAGUUUAAAUAUUUAG
This is a messenger RNA of Aspergillus japonicus CBS 114.51, 243 nucleotides long. RefSeq lists its product as uncharacterized. NCBI's taxonomy places the organism in Eukaryota, Fungi, Ascomycota, Eurotiomycetes, Eurotiales, Aspergillaceae. The transcript has a single exon. The record is from RefSeq and is a predicted model, not a curated record. The annotation marks the transcript as partial.